AUGGCAACGAUGGCAAUUGAUAAUAUGUUGCAGAGUAAUGGCUUUCAGUCAAAAAAGAAAGAGGAUGCAGAGAAUGAUAAUUUAUGGUCCUCUAUUUUGGCUGAAGUGCAGAAUAGUGGUAACAACAAGUUACCAUCAAACAAGAAUAUCCUUGUCUUAGGAGAUAAUGAAAGUGGAAAAACAACACUUAUUGCUAAGUUGCAAGGUGUGGAAGAUCCCAAAAAAGGUUCUGGUUUAGAGUUUGCAUAUAUUGAUGUGAGAGAUGAUUAUAGAGAUGAUCAAACAAGAUUAUCUGUAUGGGUAUUGGAUGGUGAUCCUGGUCAUGCAAAUCUUUUAAGAUUUGCCUUAAAUGCAGAAAGAUUUCCACACACUCUUGUAAUGUUAGUAGCUGCAAUGACCACUCCUUGGGCUAUCCUUGAUCAGCUUCAGUCCUGGGCUGCCCUUUUAGGAGAUCAUAUUGACAAGUUACCCUUAGACAAUGACACUAGGCAACGAUGUAGACAACUUAAUAUAAAAAAAUGGCAGGAUUAUACAGAACCUGGAGAUGAAUUAGAUCCUGGUAGCCCCUUAAGACGUACUAGUCGUAACUUAGAUGAUGAAACAAUUGAUAAUUUGCCAUUACCGGAAGGAGUGCUUACAACAAAUUUAGGUCUAGAUAUCGUUGUUGUAAUAACAAAAACUGAUUAUAUGUCUACUCUUGAAAAAGAACAUGACUAUAAGGAUGAACAUUUCGAUUUUAUGCAACAGUGGAUAAGACGAUUUUGUUUACAAUAUGGCGCAGGAUUGUUCUAUACAUCAGCUAAGGAAGACAAAAAUUGUGAUCUGCUUUAUAAAUAUCUUACACAUAGAAUUUAUUCAUUACCAUUUAGAACACCUGCUUUAGUCGUUGAAAAAGAUGCAGUUCUAAUUCCUGCUGGCUGGGAUAAUAUGAAAAAGAUUAGCAUCCUACAUGAAAAUUUACAGUCGAUGAAACCGGACGAUUAUUAUCGAGAUGUUAUUGCACAGCCACCAAUAAACAGAAAAUGUGUGGCUAAAGAGGUAGAAGUUCAGGCAGAGGAAGAACAAGUGUUCUUAGCCAAGCAACAAGCUGCUUUGUUAGGAUUGAAAGAUCCGACACGUUCUCCAACAACCAGGAACCAGGCAAGCACUGGACCAGUUAUUCAGGUUGCAUCGCCGAAUAAAAAGUUAGAUCUGAAAGGUACUGGCACUACACAAUCUGGAGAAGGCGUUUUAGCGAACUUCUUCAACUCUCUUCUUCAUAAAAAGACUGGGACCCCAGGAUCACCCGGUAGUUUUGGUACGAGUCCCAUAUAAGUUGACACAGGACCAACAAACAAAGGCGACCAUGUGUAAUGGUAAAAUUCGUGGAAUUUAUUAGAUCGAUUUACUUGAACUAAUUUAGACUUAGAACUAACCUUGUUAGAAAAUCUCCCGAUUUAAAUUCAUUGUCUAAAUGUCAAAGAUAAGAAUGUUUUUCUUUGCGACUCAUUUGUUGAAUUAUAAAUCAAUGCAGGUACGCCAAUGAAAUCGUAAAAAUAAUUCAGUAGAUGUAGAAUAUAUUGUUUUUGGUUUUAAUUAAUUUGUUGUAUUUUAAAUCAAUACAUUAAUGGUAUUAGGUAUUUGUAACAGUGAUAUAGUUAUAUAUGUGUAAUAACUUAGCAUAAUUUUCUAAUUUAUAUUAAUUUGGAACAAUUACAAUAAUUUUUCCUCAUUAUAUUUUAUGCCACAUAUUGUGGUUUAAUAUUUAAUUUCGUUGUUUAAAACAGUUUUGUAUUGUAUUAUGCAACUAGAAUACUCGUAAUUUUUAACAGUACCAUAAUUAACCAUGAUGUCAGUUUUUAAUUUAUUAAAUAAAUUGUGUAGAGCACAAAUAUCUAGGUGAUUUCAUUAAAAAAAAGAAAAAAAGGAAGAAGAACUUGAAUUUAGAAUGAUAAAAAAUGUUAUAAAAUAUUGUUUAUACUAAUUUAUAUAUCGAAGCACAAUGUGUAACAUAAAUAGUCGUUUGUCGAUUAAAAUAAUUUUUUAAAACAAUUUUUUUAGCUUGUAUAUCUUUUAUUUAGAAAUAUUUGCACAGUCCCCAGUAUUAUAGUUCCUACGAUAUUGGGAUUGCUAUUACAGAACAAACUGUUGGUAAUAGUUGUGCAAUAAUAAAUUUACUUCAACUUGAAAUGGGUCGCAAAGAAUAUUUACCAAAGUCAUUUAAAUCGAACAAAAAAAUUAACACGAAACAAAGAAGAAAAAUAGAUAUAUUACACGACUUACUAACAGCCUCACUGUGUUUGAUUAAAUAAUAACGAUACAAAAUGAAAUCUAGAAAGUUAUUAAAUUAAUGUAAUUAAAUAUUUAAUAUAAUAAUACAUUCUGAUUAUGCUUACGCACAUUCUCCUCUAUAUCUUGUUAUAGUAAAUUAUUUAGUAAUCGUUUAUCAAAGAUGAGAAAGUUUUUUACUGCUUUUGAACAAGUAUUUCUGUUUCUUCUAUUAAGCACCUUUACACAGGGUGUCUUAUGUAAGUGAGUUAUAAUUCUACAACGGUAAAAAAUAGAAAAAAAAAUCAUGAGAAAAAAUUGGCGUCGAAUGGAACAUCACUUGAUGCAUUGGUCGAUACCGGAACUGGACGUGUUUCAAAGAUCUGAAGGUCAAUUUCACUUUUUUAAAUGAGACUAUAUACUUUUUUAUAUGUUAAUCGAAGUGUAUUUUUAUUCUUGAUAAAAAAGUAUUAAGGCACUUGGGUCAAAAAUUCAUUAAUUUAAAAGAUAUAUCAGGGAGAGACCGCUGGGCUCUCCCUGUCUCUCCCUAGAAUAUCUUUUUAAUUAUUUAAUUUUUGACCCAAGUGCCUUAUACUUUUUUAUAGAAGAUAAAAAUACGCUUCGAUUGAUGUAUGGAAAAGUAUACAAUUCUAAUAAAAAUUUUUUAAUGAAAUAGCAUAUUUUUGAUCCAGUUACACGAGACACCCUGCCUGCAUAAUUUCACUCUUGUUGACGCAAAUUAGCUGAAUAAUUCCCUCUUGUAUUCGGUCUAAGUUACGAAGUGCCGUUAUUAUAUCGUAAACGAAUUAAAUGAAUGCGCGAAAUAGAAUUUUAUACCAGUGUCGUUAGAUCUAGCUGAGGUUUCUCGACCAAAGACACAGGUUUGCCUUUGGUUUGAAGAAUACAUAAUCACUCGGUAUGAAUUUGGAGUGUAUGUAAAUGAUAUGGUGAACUUCGAGUAAGCGAGUGAAAGUUUAACGCAAUGUAACUUCUUUGUCAAGUUUGAAGAGGACUUUAUGUAAAAAAACGAGAUUUUUGUACAUUUAAGUUAUCAUAAAUGUGGCUUUCUAUAUAUGAAGCAACUGAUGUUCUUAAUCAAAAAUAAAUAAUUUUUCAUAAA
Messenger RNA from Osmia lignaria (orchard mason bee), 3367 nucleotides. RefSeq names its product dynein light intermediate chain (gene Dlic). Gene Ontology annotation, biological process: microtubule-based movement; microtubule cytoskeleton organization. Gene Ontology annotation, cellular component: centrosome; cytoplasmic dynein complex. Gene Ontology annotation, molecular function: dynein heavy chain binding. Lineage: Eukaryota; Metazoa; Arthropoda; Insecta; Hymenoptera; Megachilidae. The record is from RefSeq and is a predicted model, not a curated record.